AUGGCUUCACCUUCGCGCAAGAAGCCGUCGUCAUCCUCGUCGGGACGGCGAGACCGCAUCAGCGACCUCCCCGACGACCUGCUGGGCCACGUCCUCUCCUUCCUGCCCACCAAGGAAGCCGGCCGUGCGGCCAUGCUUGGCCGCCGGUGGCGCGACAUCUUCUGCAGCGUCCACACCAUCUCGUCCGAGGAGCGUGAGGGCCAGAGGGCCGGCGACUGGGACACCUACUUCUACGAGGCACAGGAGAGGAGGAGCUGCAGCACUGCGCUCCUCCAGAGCAUCAGCGCCGCGCUCCUCCACCGCCGCCGGCGCCCCGGCCUCAUGGUGCCGCUGCGCAGCUUCCGCUUCGCCUUCGACAGCUACCAUGGGUGGGACAAGGGCGCCGUCGACCAGUGGCUCUUCGAGGUGCUGCGGCAGCGCACCCAAGACCAGGAGCUCCACCUUGACCUGCGCUUCUUCAUCGGCCCCAUCUGUGCACGCGGCAGUGUUAAUGGCGACGACGAAGAAAAAGAGUCGAACGACAAUAAGUCGUGGGGGCAUGUCCUUCCGAGAACGCUCUUCUCCUGUAGAGCCGUGCGGACGAUGUGCCUCAGCUAUUGCAAACUGAAUCUACCCGAGGUCGUCGACCUGCCAUUUCUCGAGACGCUGCGCCUGACCAGCAUACGAGGUGACUCCGAAGAAACCAUCCAAAAACUCAUCUGGAGCUGCCCCCGACUUGCUGACUUGACGCUGGAGGCCAACAACCGUCUGAAAAAACUCACCGUUCUCGACAAACGCCUCCGUAGGUUCGCCCUCCGGUGCUGCCACAACGUGACGCAAGUAAGCAUCGACGCGUCGACGCUAAGAUGCCUAGAAUACAGCGGCUCCGUACCAGAGGAGUCGCUCAUGUCCCUACGCGGCUCACCGGCAGUGUCCUCGUGCACCAUCCGCUUCUGCAAGGUGAGAUCCAAUGAGUCGGAGUUUGUCCGGUUCAGAAAACUCCUUGAGAUAGUCUCGGACUCAAAACACCUGCACCUGCACCACCGUGGCUUGGGCAGUGAAUUCUUCACGGUGUCCCCCUUGUUUGCCAACCUCACGCGGCUUGAGCUACAGGGUCCCAUCGAAAACAGUGACACCGUUGAUACGGUCAAGAGGAUACUGGAGCAGACGCCAAACCUCGAGGUUCUCUCGCUCUACAUGGAGGAGCGGCAGCAGGACGUGGAGAAGCGGAGACGAAGAGAGGAGAAGAUCAGGUACCGACAGCUCUAUGGAAGGGUUGUAGGUGAUGAUCAGGAGGAGUACGACCGGUCCGUGGAUCUUUGCAAUCUCAGAGUUCCCGACAGUUCGUGCUUUUCGUUGCCGUGCCUGCGUCGUCGAUUGAAGGAGAUCAAUAUGGUUAACUACCAGUGUGACGUGCAGCAUAGGGUGUUGGCCAGCCUGCUGUUUCGCAAUGCGCUUGUGCUCGAAAGGAUGUGUGUCGUGUUUGUCAAGGGGCUGUUCGCCGUGCAGGUUGAGCUGAGGAAGGAGAUCGAGAGCUGGGUAGUGGCCAAGCCAGACAAGAGUUUCAUGUAA
This is a messenger RNA of Triticum turgidum subsp. durum (durum wheat), 1551 nucleotides long. Lineage: Eukaryota; Viridiplantae; Streptophyta; Magnoliopsida; Poales; Poaceae. The record is from the annotation of a GenBank genome assembly.